Hemibagrus wyckioides is the source of this 2505-nucleotide messenger RNA. It is a transcript of the gene chadlb, whose product is annotated as chondroadherin-like b. Gene Ontology annotation, cellular component: plasma membrane. NCBI's taxonomy places the organism in Eukaryota, Metazoa, Chordata, Actinopteri, Siluriformes, Bagridae. The record is from RefSeq and is a predicted model, not a curated record. The transcript has 8 exons. Gene Ontology annotation, molecular function: protein binding. Bases 202 to 2505 code for a protein of 767 amino acids.
CAGUGAGGUCUGGAGCUGCAGGGACACACACACACACACGCACAGAGCCACCUCACUUCAACACGGCAAAUUCCUCUGGUGCUGGCGCUAACCAGAGAAUACUUAAAAUCUUCUACCCAACUGGUUAUCUAAUAUGAGAUUAACUUCAGUCUUUAGGAGGCAUUAGAAGACUAAAUUCCUGUGUUCAAGAGAGAGACCAAGAUGCAUCUCCUUCCUACCUGGACCAUAAUAGUAUUGUUUUUCCUCUGCAUUCGAGAAGUAAAGUCAGGAAAAUGUCCCAAAUUCUGCAUGUGUGACAGCAUUCAACUUACAGUGGCUUGUGUCAAGAAGAAUCUGACUGAGGUUCCACCCACCAUUGAUGAGAUCACGGUUAAGUUGGACCUGAGAGGUAAUAACAUACAAGAGCUUCCUACAGGAGCAUUCAAACAUACACCAUACCUCACCCACUUGACUCUCCAAAACACUGGCAUCCAAAAAGUGCGAGAAGGAGCUUUCCGCAGCCUUGGGCGCUUGGUCUUUCUCAACUUGGCCUACAACAACAUCGAUAUUUUGUAUCAAGAGUCAUUUGAUGGGCUCUCCUCACUGAAGCAGCUCAUCAUUGAUCACAACAGAAUAGAAGAGAUCCAGCCUGGAGCUUUUGCACAGCUGGGGUUUCUUAACCUCCUCUCCAUCACUCACAACCAGCUGGUAUACAUACCGAAUAUGGCUUUUCAGGGCCUGCAGAACAUCAACUGGUUACGGCUCAGUCACAACUCACUCAAUUACCUUGACAUUGAAGCCUUUGCUGGCCUCUUCACUCUUACCCGUCUCAGCAUUGAUAACAACGAGCUCCAGUUUUUCCCUACUGAUACCAUGACAAGACUCCCCUCCCUGACACGCCUAGACUUGAGUUACAAUCCCAUGACCUAUCUUGGAGAGGAGGUAGUGACUAUGGCCAAGCUUACGCACCUGUUUUUGGAUCACAACUCCCUGCAGGAUUUUUCUGUGUCAGCUGUUUUGCUCUCACCCAAGCUCACGCAUCUUGACCUCAGCCAUAACCAGCUUCGUAUCUUGCAGCCUCUGGCAGCUGGCUCACCUAAGCUGACUCGUCUCAACCUUGCAGGCAACCCAAUCUACUGCAGCUGCUACCUGCGUCCACUGCGAGAGUGGGCAAUGCAGGAGCGGGUACGCCUCGUAGGAACUUGUAGUGGUCCACCCCACCUGUCUGAUGAAAACCUUGAUGCAGUGCAACCUGCUGAUUUGCGCUGCCAGAGUCAUGAGGCCAUGCUGAAAGCUGAGCUGGAAGAACAGAGAAGACUUCCACCACCACCGACAAACCCACCUGGUGACAAGGUCAAAUGCCCAGACAACUGUAUUUGUGAAACUGAAAACAAUCACACAUCCUGUGAGAAGAUGGGUCACACCAAAAUACCACGAGGCUUCUCUCCAGACACACGCUUGCUGGACUUACGUGAUAAUCACUUCCAUUACAUUGCUUCUAACAGUUUCCCAGGCCUGCCAGUAGUGGUUUCGCUUCAUCUGCAGCGCUGUAAAAUCCAUGAACUGGAAAGUGGGGCCUUCAGUGGUAUGAAAGGUUUGGUCUACCUCUAUCUUUCGGAAAAUUACCUCACCUCACUGAGCCCAGAUGUGUUUAAGGGUCUACCCCAGCUCACCUACCUUCAUGUAGAGAAGAAUCAAUUUAAACAGUUUCCCAAAGGAGCUUUUAAACUGCUGCCUGGCUUGCUGGCUCUACACUUGGAGAACAAUGCCAUCACUAAGCUUGAGAAGGGAAUCCUGACAGGUGCUGAGAAACUGAGGAGUCUUUUUCUCACCAAGAAUAAUAUUACAAACAUUGCUUCUGGGGCCUUUGACCCGGCAUCUGACCUUGCUACACUGCACUUGGGCAACAACAAACUUAUGGAAGUGCCAACUAAUGCCUUUACAAAAACAAGUAGCUUGACAGAGCUUAACUUGUCCCUCAAUCCUAUUCGCUGGAUUGGGGCUGAAGCUUUUCUUCCUGUUGCAGCCUCUUUGAAACAUCUCUAUCUCAAUAACAUGAGCUUAGAAAAGAUGUCCAAGGAUUCACUUGCAGGCCUUGGCUCUGGACUACAGAGUCUUUUAUUGGAGGGCAACAAGCUUGAGGAUGUGCCUGACUUUAGUCCCCUUACAGGGCUUGAGGUCAUUAAUUUGGCAGAGAAUCCACUACUAUGCGACUGCCCACUGCUACCUCUGCGCAAAUGGCUAGAGAGGGUCAACCUGAAAGUAAGGGCCAAAUGUGGUUAUCCACCUGAGCUCAAAGGCCAAAGAGUCAAGGACAUUCAUGUUUUUAAGAGCUGUCCAGGACAAGGACCUUCUCUUUCUCAAAACCUGAAGAUCCCCAAAGUACCAAAGAGCACAAAACCGAGACCAGCCCUUCCCCGUACACCAAAAGUCAUCAAAACAAUUCAAGCUAAGCCCAAAACACACAAGAAUACAAAAUCCCGCUUGGCACAGAAGCCUAGUGCUAAGAGCCAAAGGUCUGUGUGA